AUGCUCAGGCCCGGCAGUCACGUUCAGGCCUGGGGGGGCCACGCACAGGCCCGGCGGCCACACGCAGGCCUGUGGGGGUCACGUGCAGGCCCGGCGGCCACACGCCAGCCUGCUAAUGUGUGCGGGACCCAGCGCCACCUCCCGUUCGCCCACCUGGCCAGAGAAAGGAAGGACGGCGACCUCGGCUGGUCCGUGCCGCUGGCCUGCAUCGGCGCCGAGUACCUCACUCCUGGAUCUGUGUGUAGCCACAGUUGUAUUGCAGGAUUCAAGAAAAUUCCUCAAGAAGGAAGACCUGUUUGCUGCUUUAUUUGUGUUUCUUGCCCAGAGUCAGAUAUUUCAAAUCAAACAAGUGAUGCAAAGCAGUGUGUCCAGUGCCCAGCUCAAGUGUAUCCAAACAGUGAGAGAACUCAUUGCCUCCCCAAGCCUGUGACAUUCCUGGAUUUUGAGGAUGCUUUGGGGACAACCAUGGCCUGUAUAGCUUUGUGCUUCUUUGUCCUCAUGACUACCGUUUUGCUGGUCUUUGUGAAGCACAGAGAUACUUCUAUUGUCAAGGCCAACAACCAGGCUCUCAUUAUUCUGCUCAUCUCCCUCCUGCUGUACUUCCUCUCCUCCUCGCUUUUCAUUGGCCAUCCUAACACCAUCACCUGUGUCCUCCAACAAGUUGCAUUUGGUCUUGUGUUCACUGUGGCAGUUCCAUUCAAAGCCAUGAAGCCUAGAAGAACAAUGAGGUGCUUGCUGCUCUCAGGGGCUUCCAACUCUGUCAUUCCCAUUUGCUCCCUGAUCCAAAUGAUUAUCUGUGGAAUCUGGUUGGGAACUUCUCCCCCUUUUGUUGACAUAAACUCACACUCUGAGCCCAGAAACCUCAUCAUCGUGUGCAACAAGGGCUCAGUCACUGCCUUCUACUGUGUCCUGGGCUACCUGGGCUUCUUGUUCUUGGCUCUGGGGAGCUUCACUGUGGCUUUCCUGGCCAGGAACCUGCCUGACACAUUCAAUGAAGCCAAGUUCCUCACAUUCAGCAUGCUGGUGUUCUGCAGUGUCUGGGUCACAUUUGUCCCUGUCUAUCACAGCACCAAGGAGAAGUUCAUGGUGGCUGUGGAGGUCUUCUCUAUCUUGGCCUCCAGUGCAGGACUCCUAGGCUGUAUCUUUGUGCCCAAGUGCUAUAUUAUUCUCUUAAGACCUGAUAAGAACUCCUGGAAAACUUUAAAGAACAGAAGAGGUCUCAAAUAA
Messenger RNA from Tupaia belangeri chinensis (Chinese tree shrew), 1227 nucleotides. Its product is annotated as vomeronasal type-2 receptor 116-like. Lineage: Eukaryota; Metazoa; Chordata; Mammalia; Scandentia; Tupaiidae. Gene Ontology annotation, molecular function: G protein-coupled receptor activity. Gene Ontology annotation, cellular component: plasma membrane. Gene Ontology annotation, biological process: G protein-coupled receptor signaling pathway. The record is from RefSeq and is a predicted model, not a curated record.